AGAAGCACACACAUCGGUAGGUCAUUACUAGGACCUUCUGCGAUCUUUUCAUAGAUAUGGUGCCCGAGCAAGGGCACUGCAUUCCAGAGGGUACAAUAGACUAUGGGCGCCAUUGGAUUCUUUCUCGCGAUCCUAUGGCCUUCCCGGAUCCUGAAGUUUUCAAUCCUCAGCGUUGGCUUGAUUCAGAAGGCUGCCUUAAGGACAAUAUAAAAUUCAUCGUAUAUGGCUUUGGUAGACGUGUAUGUCCUGGCAUGCACCUCGCAAACCAGUCAUUGUACAUUGCCAUCGCAUUUCUUUUGUGGUCUUUCCGCAUUGCUCAACGACCUGACUCCCCGAUCGACACACGCCUUCAGUGACAUGAUUAUUUCUCAUGCAGCGCCGUUUGAAAUUGAUGUUAUUCCCCGGAUAAAAGUUGCGAAGCUGAGAGAGAUGAUGACGACCGAUGAGCGUAUGAAUUGAAGAUAUCAUAUAGGAAUUUGUCUUUGAUGCCCUCGCUUUUCCCUUUUUUUUCCGAGGACCGCAUCUUGAGGAAAAUUUCUCCUUCAAAAAUGUAUAAUCAAUCUGAG
Suillus discolor is the source of this 566-nucleotide messenger RNA. Its product is annotated as cytochrome P450. The record is from RefSeq and is a predicted model, not a curated record. The transcript has 4 exons. Gene Ontology annotation, molecular function: heme binding; monooxygenase activity; iron ion binding. The coding region runs from base 57 to 356 and encodes 99 amino acids. NCBI's taxonomy places the organism in Eukaryota, Fungi, Basidiomycota, Agaricomycetes, Boletales, Suillaceae.